Messenger RNA from Molossus molossus (Pallas's mastiff bat), 2770 nucleotides. RefSeq names its product inter-alpha-trypsin inhibitor heavy chain 4 (gene ITIH4). The coding region runs from base 37 to 2751 and encodes 904 amino acids. Gene Ontology annotation, molecular function: serine-type endopeptidase inhibitor activity. Gene Ontology annotation, biological process: hyaluronan metabolic process. NCBI's taxonomy places the organism in Eukaryota, Metazoa, Chordata, Mammalia, Chiroptera, Molossidae. The record is from RefSeq and is a predicted model, not a curated record. The transcript has 21 exons.
AAAUUCAGAAGCAGCCUGCCAGGCACUGGAGCCCAAAUGAAGACCCCAGCCCCUGCCCGUGCCUGCGGCAUCCGGCUGGCCCUCCUCUCGCUGCUGGCUGUCCUCCAGACCACCUGUGCCCAAAAGGAUGGCAUCGACAUCUACAGCCUCACUGUGGACUCCAAGGUCUCAUCCCGGUUCGCCCACACGGUCAUCACCAGCCGGGUGGUCAACAAAGCCGAUGCUGCACAGGAGGCCACCUUCCAGAUAGAGCUGCCCAAGAAAGCCUUCAUCACCAACUACUCUAUGAUCAUCGACGGCGUGACCUAUCCAGGGAACAUCAAGCAGAAGGAAGCAGCCCAGGAACAGUACAGUGCAGCCGUGGCCAGAGGAGAGAGCGCUGGCCUUGUCAAGGCCACUGGGAGAAAGAUGGAACAGUUCCAGGUAUCGGUCAGCGUGGCUCCCUCUGCCAAGGUCACCUUCCAGCUGGUAUAUGAGGAAUUGCUCAAGCGGCAACUGGGGAUGUACGAGCUGCUGCUGAAAGUCCGGCCCCAGCAGCUGGUCAAGCACCUGCAGAUGGACAUUCACAUCUUUGAGCCUCAAGGCAUCCGCUUUCUGGAGACAGAGAGCACCUUCAUGACCAAUGAACUUGAAGAGGCCCUCACCACCUCCGUGAACCAGACCAAGGCUCACAUACAGUUCAAGCCGACACUCUCCCAGCAACAGAAGUCUCCGGAGCAACAGGACACAGUUGUGGAUGGCAACUUCAUCGUCCGCUAUGAUGUGAACCGGACCCUCUCUGGAGGCUCCAUUCAGAUCGAGAAUGGCUACUUUGUGCACUACUUUGCCCCCGAGGGCCUGUCCACGAUACCCAAGAAUGUGAUCUUUGUCAUCGACAAGAGUGGCUCCAUGAGUGGCAAGAAAAUGCAGCAGACCCGGGAAGCCCUAAUCAAGAUCCUAGAGGACCUCAAGCCCACAGACCAGUUCAACCUCAUUAGCUUCAGCGGGCAAGCGACCCAGUGGAAGCCUUUGCUGGUGCCAGCUUCAGCUGAGAACGUGAAGGAGGCCAAGAGCUACACUGCCAGCAUCCAAGCCAGCGGAUCGACCAACAUAAACGAUGCGAUGCUGAUGGCCGUGGAGCUGCUGAAGAAAGCCACCCGGGAGGAGCUGCUGUCCUCAGAGAGCGUCUCUCUCAUCAUCCUUCUCACUGAUGGCGACCCCACCGCUGGCGAGACCAACCCCACGGAGAUCCAGAAGAACGUGAAGAAUGCCAUAGACGGCCAGUACAGCCUCUUCUGCCUGGGCUUCGGCUUCGACGUCAGCUUCGCCUUCCUGGAGAAGAUGGCUCUGGAAAACGGCGGCCUGGCUCGGCGCAUCUACGAGGACUCGGACUCUGCCCUGCAGCUGCAGGACUUCUUCCAGGAAGUGGCCAACCCACUGCUCACAGCGGUGAGCUUCGAGUACCCGAGCAACGCCGUGGAGGUCACGCAGGACAACUUCCGGCUGUUCUUCAAGGGCUCCGAGAUGGUGGUGGCUGGGAAGCUCCAGGGCCAGAGCCCCGAUGUGCUCUUCGCCAAAGUCCGUGGGCAGCUGCCCAGGCAGAACCUCACCUUCCAAAUGGAGUCCAAGGUGGCAGAGCAGGAGGAGGAGUUCCGAAGCCCCAAGUACAUCUUCCACGGCUUCAUGGAGAGGCUCUGGGCGUACCUGACCAUCCAGCAACUGCUGGAGAAAAUGGUUUCUGCGUCAGAUGCUGAGAAGCAGGCCCUCGAGACCCAAGCCCUGGGCUUGUCGCUCAACUACAGCUUUGUCACCCCCCUCACGUCCAUGGUGGUCACCAAACCUGAAGGCCAGGAACAGUCUCAGGUUGCCGAGAAGCCCGUGGAAGAUGAAAAUGAAAAUGAACACAGGAGAUUUUACUCACGUAAGGGCCUAAUAACCUCGAAGGCUGGUCUUGGUGACAGUUGUCUGAUACAGGACCUAGGACACCAGUCCCACACGGUCACCAACUCAUCAGAAAUAAAGGCUUGGGAUACAGAGGACCCGUACUACCAGGUAGGGAAGGAGGACAAGGGGGAAGGGGAGAUUGACAGCACCUUGGCCCUGGCCACAGACUGUGGCUUACUGGGCUCACCGCAAACAAGCCCAACAACCCCACCAGCAGCCCCCAUCCAGGCUCCUGCCGUCAUCCUGCCCCUGCCUGGGCAGAGCGUGGACCAGCUCUGUGUGGACAUCAAGCACUCUCAGGAGCCAAUGAACCUGCUCUCAGACCCUGAGCAAGGGCUCGAGGUGACGGGCCAGUAUGAGAUGAAGAAGGCCCAGUUCUCAUGGAUCAAGGUGACCUUCAAGCAGCCCCAGCUGCAGGUCUACGCGUCUCCUGAGCACGUGGUAGUGACUCGGAACCAAAGAAACUCUGAGUACAAGUGGAAGGAAACGCUGUUCUCGGUGAUGCCCGGCCUCAAGAUGACCAUGGACAAGGAGGGGCUCCUGCUGCUCAGCAGCCCAGACAAAGUGACCAUCGGCCUGCUGUCCUGGAAUGGCCCUAGGCAGGGCAUUCGACUGCUUCUGCAGGACACUAACCGCUUCUCCAGCCACGUUAACGGGACCCUUGGCCAGUUUUACCAGGAUGUGCUCUGGGAACCCUCAGCCGCAGAUGACAGCAAGCGAACACUGAGGGUUCAGGGGCAGGACCAUCCCGCCACCAGAGAGCUCAAGCUGGAUUAUCAACAGGGGUACCCAGGAACAGAGAUUCCCUGCUGGUGUGUGGAGCUCUAGUCCUGAUGGGAGGAGUGAU